Messenger RNA from Ochotona princeps (American pika), 1003 nucleotides. RefSeq names its product fibronectin type III domain containing 5 (gene FNDC5). Gene Ontology annotation, biological process: positive regulation of brown fat cell differentiation. Gene Ontology annotation, molecular function: protein binding. The coding region runs from base 66 to 842 and encodes 258 amino acids. NCBI's taxonomy places the organism in Eukaryota, Metazoa, Chordata, Mammalia, Lagomorpha, Ochotonidae. The record is from RefSeq and is a predicted model, not a curated record. The transcript has 5 exons.
GACGCGGCCGCCGCCACCGCCACCGCCGCCGCCACCGCGCGGGAGUCGCUGUCCGCGGAGCCGACAUGCAGGCGGCACGGGGCGGCGCGGGGCGGCCGGGCCGGGCGGGCCGCGGGCCGGAGCGCGAGCGCCAGCGGUCGCCGGACGCCGGAGCCUCGUCCCCCUGCGCCGCCCCGGGCCGAGCAGCCAGAGGGGCCGCCAUGCGCCCCGCGCCGCCCCGCGCCGCGUUCCGCCUGUGGCUGGGCUGCGUCUGCUUCGCGCUGGUGCAGGCGGACAGCCCCUCGGCCCCAGUGAACGUCACCGUCAGACACCUCAAGGCCAACUCAGCGGUGGUGAGCUGGGACGUCUUGGAGGACGAGGUUGUCAUUGGGUUUGCCAUCUCUCAACAGAAGAAAGACGUGCGGAUGCUGCGCUUCAUCCAGGAGGUGAACACCACCACCCGCUCCUGCGCGCUCUGGGACCUGGAGGAGGACACGGAGUACAUUGUACACGUGCAAGCCAUCUCCAUUCAGGGCCAGAGCCCGGCCAGCGAGCCAGUGCUCUUCAAGACGCCGCGUGAGGCAGAGAAGAUGGCCUCUAAGAGCAAAGAUGAGGUGACCAUGAAAGAGAUGGGGAGGAACCAGCAGCUGCGGACGGGAGAGGUGCUGAUCAUCGUGGUGGUCCUGUUCAUGUGGGCCGGUGUCAUCGCCCUCUUCUGCCGCCAGUAUGACAUUAUCAAGGACAACGAGCCCAAUAACAACAAGGAAAAAGCCAAGAGCGCCUCAGAAACCAGCACCCCAGAGCACCAGGGUGGGGGUCUUCUCCGCAGCAAGGUGAGGGCAACACCCGGGGUGUUGGGGUAGGUGGAUGGCCCUGUGCCUCGUGUCCUGGGGAGUCCCUGGAUUGCUCAGGGCUUGGCACAGCUGUGGCUGGCCAGAGCCAGGCUUGGCCACUGCCUGUGUGACACUUGAAAUUGAUUUUUGGAUCCUCUCCCAUUGCAGGAUGCCAGGGGCCAGUGGUGGUU